AUGGGAGGACAACCAGUUGGACCGGGGAUGUUCAAGGCCGCGCUGGCAGAUACACCUCGAGAGGCUUUCAACUGGCGGCUUGCGCUCAGUGUUGUUUGCUUUGGACUGAUGGGAGCUGCUCGAGGUUUGGAUGAAGGUUUGAUUGGAACGACUGUUACACAAAAGAGUUUUGUUUCUGAGUAUAACCUUAAAACGUCUGUCACCAUGAGUAAGACAGAACUCGCUUCGAAAGUCGGAAACAUCACAGCAAUGGUUCAGAUUGGAUCUGUUGGAGGAGCAUUGAUUGCAUUCAUCGCUUGUGACAAACUUGGACGUAUCUGGGCUACUCGACAACUUUGUCUGAUUUGGAUAGUUGGAGUUAUCAUUUACAUCACCUCAGCCGGAAGCUAUGGUCAGGUUCUCGCAGGUCGUUUUAUCAUGGGACUAGGAAUCGGACAGACUACUGUCGUGGCACCAGCAUACUUGGCAGAGGCUGCACCACGAAGUAUCCGUGGGUUGUGUAUCUGCAUUUUCAGUGGCUCGGUCUACCUAGGCAUCAUGCUUGGAUACUUCGCCAACUGGGGAACUUCCAUCCAUAUUGCCAACAACACCUCGAGACAAUGGAUCGACGCAACGAUUCUCCACUUAAUCUUCGCCGGUCUGAUCCUCAUCCUCUCACUAUUCGCGCUCGAAUCCCCUCGCUGGCUCGCUAAAGUGGGUAAAACCGAAAAAGCGCUUUUGAAUAUGUGCAAGCUACGGCAAUUACCAGCCGAGCAUCCUUACGUCCAAGCAGAAAUGCUAGAUAUCCACGAUCAACUAGAGCGUGAAAUGGAAGCUACACAUGGUUCUGGCUUCUGGGGUCCGUUCAAAGAACUCUUCAUCUUACCACGCAACCGCUAUGCAAUACUCCUCGGACUCGGUUGUCAACUCAUGGGCCAGUGGAGCGGAGCUAAUUCAAUCACUAUUUACGCCCCUCAGUUCUUCGCUAUCCUCGGUACGACAGGACAAUCAGAAAAACUAUUCGCAACGGCCAUUUUCGGCGUCGUAAAAUUUGUCUCGGCACUCAUUUGCGCCUUCUUCCUCGUCGAUUUUAUAGGUCGAAAACGCUCACUCUCAAUUGGAAUUAUUAUCCAAUGUGUCUCAGUUCUCUAUAUCGCCAUCUACCUCACCGCCGUCCCAACCAUCUCUUCCGGCGAAGUCCAAAGCACAAUCGCCAAACACGCUGGUACAGGUGCUAUUGUAUUCAUCUACUUCUCCGGUGUAGGCUGGGCAUUAGGAUGGAAUAGUAUCCAAUACCUCAUCGGCGCCGAGAUCUUCCCUCUACGUGUCCGUUCUUUGGGAGUCUCACUCAUAAUGUGUUUCCACUUCGUAAACCAAUACGGCAAUUCCAAAGCCGUGCCGCUGAUGCUGAUCGACGGGUCUCCCGGUCUCAGCCCCAAAGGCACAUUCUGGUUCUUCUUCGCAGUCACGCUGCUUGGAUUGGGAUUUGUCUGGUUCUUCUUGCCUGAGACGGCGGGCAAGAGUUUGGAGGGUAUGGAUGAGCUGUUUGGCUUGAAGUGGACGCUGAUUGGGCGGAAGGGGGCGGAGUUGACGAAGGGGAAGGGAAGUGUGAGUGAGUCUAUGGUGCUUGGGAGGGGUGUGAAGGAGAUUGAGGCGGGGUAUGAGGGGGAGGAUAGGGUUGAGGAUGUUGAGAAGAGGUAG
Glarea lozoyensis ATCC 20868 is the source of this 1680-nucleotide messenger RNA. Its product is annotated as MFS general substrate transporter. Lineage: Eukaryota; Fungi; Ascomycota; Leotiomycetes; Helotiales; Helotiaceae. Gene Ontology annotation, biological process: transmembrane transport; carbohydrate transport. The record is from RefSeq and is a predicted model, not a curated record. Gene Ontology annotation, cellular component: membrane. The transcript is spliced from 6 exons. Gene Ontology annotation, molecular function: carbohydrate:proton symporter activity. The coding region runs from base 1 to 1680 and encodes 559 amino acids.